ACAGCCUCAAUUACAGUAGCACGCUCUGAUCUGGGGUAUACUUGAAAACACAGUCACAUGGUUUGAAAAGAAAAGAAAAAAAGCAAGAGGAGGAGGAAGUGGGGACCGGAUAGCAGCAUGCUUACCUGGCAGAGUUUUAGUCUCACCGUAUCCUCACCGAUGAAUUUACCUGACACUUCUGUGCACUUGGGCACCUAUUGGAGGAACUGACUUGGCCGGUGCGGCCCGCAAAAAGGACAUGACACAGAACGGCACUGUAGCCGGCAAUGGCACUCAAGCUGAUGCUCUCAAAAUUGUGAUCGUCGGAGACGGAGGAUGCGGAAAGACAUCCUUGUUAAUGGUGUACGCCAAAGGAGAUUUCCCAGAGAAAUACGCUCCAUCUGUGUUCGACAAAUAUGUCACCACUGUGUCUUAUGGAGGGAAAGACAUUCAGUUGAAUCUCUACGACACAGCAGGCCAGGAAGACUAUGAUCGCUUGAGGCCUCUGUCGUAUCAAGAAGUAAACCUCGUUAUCAUCUGCUAUGAUGUGACCAAUCCAACGUCAUUCGACAAUGUCACAAUAAAGUGGUACCCAGAAGUCCGUCAUUUCUGCCGUGAUGUCCCCAUUAUCUUGAUAGGGUGCAAAACGGACCUGCGAAAAGACAAAGAGAAGACAAGGAAGCUCAAAGCCUUAGAUAUGGCGCCCAUCACCUACCUCCAGGGUGAAGAGGUCCAGAAGCAAAUGAACGCUGAGGUAUACUUGGAGUGUUCGGCUAAAUAUAGAGAAAACGUUGAGGACAUUUUCAGAGAAGCAACCAAGCGAGCGCUAGCGGCCAGAGCUAAAGCAAGACACCUUCACAAGAAGAAGAAACGCUGCACCAUUCUGUGACCAGUCCUGGAAGAAAUAGAUUUUUUUCAAGUUUUUGUAUAUAUGAAUUGCAAUAUUUUUAAACAUUUUGGAUCCAUCUGCAAAGCUUCUCAGAACUGUUUAAGCUUUCUCGAAGGAAUAUUUUUUAAAGACAUGGGGUGUGCGUUUUCUCACAAUCUUCCCACCAAGCAAGGCUUACUGUAUGACAGAGAUCACCACUGUGCAUGCGAUAAGUUUGUAACAUCCAUGCCACAUCCUUCUGUUGGUGUUACUGAUAUGACUUAAUGGAAUUUUGCCUUCCAUGAUGAUGGAUCCAAUAGGAGAUGGAAAAACUGCUGCUGAUAUCUCAGGGACGACAAAUACAUAUUACAGGAACAUAUUUGAAGUUUGGUUACAGUCUGUGUCGUGCACUGUUGUAUAAUAAUGGUGUACUGUUGUAACGCACAACUAACUCAUGUAACUGCCUUUAUUAUGACACUGGGGUGUAACAUGUUUCUGUUGUGUAAUUCAUUUGAUCUACUUGCGCAAUAGUUACAGUUGAAAUUUUAAACUUUGAAUUACAGUAUUUUGUCAGUCCACGUAUUAUAUAAAGCUUUCAGAAUUUUCUGUACACAAAAAUAGGCCUACUGUGGUAAGUAGGCCUACUGAAAUAAGCCUAAAGGCCCGUUCACACCAAAGACGAUAGCUGUAACGAUAGCGAUAUAGUUUUAAGAAUCGUUAUAAAUAUAAGAAUAACAUAGUCCACACCACAACUAUAACGGCACAGAGAAACGAUAUCGUUGAAUCAUUUUCACAACUAUUUUUCCAGCUGAUGAACGAUAAAAACAUUGACAGCCAAUCAGAAUCCAUUCUGCUUUAAAGAACACGAGUAUUUAAAGUGGCAGGCGACAAACUGCGGCGCACGCGGUUAUUAUCGCUAUAGUUAUUUUUCUUGGUGUGAGCGGGCCUUAACUGUAGACCACCACCAUUUCCAUCAUGUUAAGUAGAAUUUCACUUUUUAUUUCUUUCAGUAUGGGGUUAUUUACUAUCCGUAAUUUGUUCAGAUCUCAUAUAGAUGCCAGAAAGUGUUGAAUCAUUUAUGCUGAAACCAUUUGUCUGUUCCACCCUGUAUGUAGAUUGCACAAUUAAACCUUCAAUUGCCUUUUCGCCUACUGAAGGAAAUUGUGUGUGAACAGGAUAAUGUCACUAUUAAAAUUCUGUAGCUCUUUUA
Messenger RNA from Ctenopharyngodon idella (grass carp), 2057 nucleotides. RefSeq names its product ras homolog family member F (gene rhof). Gene Ontology annotation, molecular function: GTPase activity; GTP binding. Bases 239 to 868 code for a protein of 209 amino acids. The record is from RefSeq and is a predicted model, not a curated record. Lineage: Eukaryota; Metazoa; Chordata; Actinopteri; Cypriniformes; Xenocyprididae. The transcript is spliced from 5 exons. Gene Ontology annotation, biological process: small GTPase-mediated signal transduction; cell migration.